This is a messenger RNA of Populus nigra (black poplar), 1260 nucleotides long. Its product is annotated as rhodanese-like/PpiC domain-containing protein 12, chloroplastic. The transcript is spliced from 9 exons. NCBI's taxonomy places the organism in Eukaryota, Viridiplantae, Streptophyta, Magnoliopsida, Malpighiales, Salicaceae. Gene Ontology annotation, molecular function: peptidyl-prolyl cis-trans isomerase activity. Bases 123 to 1121 code for a protein of 332 amino acids. The record is from RefSeq and is a predicted model, not a curated record.
CUUCGAACUCAUCACUUCCAUUGGUAUUGUCGAACCAUUACAUUGCAGGGUGACACGCACAAUUCCCUGUUGUCUUGUCUCUCGAACUCUGAAAGCUUGAGAAAAAAGACCAAAAGGAAGCAAUGUUAAGAGCAUCUCACAUCCCACCAGUAGCAACACCAGCACUCUCUGCUCUCAAAAUCUCUCUGAUUCCCGCCCUCUCACUCUCUUCUUCACUUCCUCACCUUUACAAACUCUCUACAUUUGCUCCACUUCAUAAUUUCCUUCCGAAAACAGCGCCACCCAAUCCAUCUCCUAUCUCCUUCAAAAGGUUCUUACUAAUGUUGGGUCACCACCCUUGUCCCAAAGCUUCGUUUAGUUCUGGGAGCGGCACUGGAGGUGGAAGAGAGUUAUUGGUGCAGCACUUGCUUGUUAAAGAAGAUGACCUCAAGCUUUUGUUGGAGCUUCAACAGAGAAUUUCAGGAGGAGGAGAGGAUUUGAGUGACCUUGCAGUGGAAUACUCAUUAUGUCCAUCAAAAGAAGAAGGGGGGAUGCUUGGCUGGGUUAGAAAAGGGCAAAUGGUACCAGAAUUUGAGGAAGCUGCUUUUAGUGCCCCUUUGAACAAAGUUGUAAGGUGUAAAACUAAAUUUGGGUGGCAUUUGUUGCAAGUUAUUUCUGAGAGGGAAGAAUCUCUACUUGGGGAAAUUCAAGCAGAUGAGCUCCAUGUAAAAAUCCAAGAUCCUACAUUUGCCAAAGAAGCUCAAUUGAUUGAUGUUCGAGAACCUGAUGAAGUAAAAAUCUGGUUGAGGGGAAGGGAGGCAGCUCUCACCAUAUCUCCUUGUUGGGUGCAUGACAAUAUGUGUGUUCUAAGAUUUUUUGGGCCAAAGCUUCAUUGCCAGGUUUUGAAGUACUUCCCCUCCGCCAGUUUGGAAGCUGGGGACCAGAAGUUACAACCAAGUUUGAUCCUGAAAAGGAUACUUAUGUUAUGUGUCACCGUGGGAUGCGGUCACUACAGGUUGCUAAGUGGUUGCAGUCUCAGGGUUUCAAGAGAGUAUUUAAUGUGUCCGGGGGCAUACAUGCAUACGCUGUCAGGGUCGAUCCAUCAAUUCCUACGUACUGACAAGCCCAUUUUUGUUAAUUGAGUUACCUUGCUUCAGUUGUUGCUCUUCUUGAAUCGAUACUGUUGUGAUGUUGUAUGCAACAGCAAUUGGGGUUUUUUGAGAAAGAACAUGAGAUUAAAAAGGUUCUCUAUAGAAAAUUUUCUUACGAGUUCUGCAGUUA